AUGAUCAAGAUUAUUGAAGUCACAUGCCCUUACGGCACGGACAACAAUGUUGGCAACUCUCUUGACGCGGCAUACGACAAAAAGGUUAACAAGUAUAAGAGCCUUGCUGAACAAACAGAGAGAUUAUUUAACUGGACCACGACGCUCUCAAUUAUCGUAGUCUCAUCACUAGGAGUCAUCCCUCUCCGUACAAAACUCGACGCAUUGAGAAUCUCACCUGCAGAUCACAUACAGCUACUCAAGAGACUUUCGAUGCACGCGAUAGCUGCGAGUGCUUGCAUUGUUUUUGAAAAAGUGCCAGAAUUCUUCGGUAUGCGCUGCCGUCCCCUCCCAGGACGAGUCACAGCUCCCAAUGCAGCGAUCCCACCAAACAACAAUGAAAACAAUAACGACACAGAUCAUGGUCAGGAGAACCAACAGGCAACCUCUGAAGAGCAACCAACCAACAAUGGAAAUGCUCAAGAAGACAAUGGCCAAGGCGAACAAAUAAAUAAUUCAACCGAACAAACUAUCUCUGUUGAUCAAAUCAUCGAAGAAGAUGCUGAGAACAACGCGAUAGAACAAGCCUUAGACCAACCCGAUGAGGACGAAUUCCUUAACUAA
This is a messenger RNA of Trichomonas vaginalis G3, 603 nucleotides long. RefSeq lists its product as uncharacterized. Lineage: Eukaryota; Parabasalia; Trichomonadida; Trichomonadidae. The transcript has a single exon. The coding region runs from base 1 to 603 and encodes 200 amino acids. The record is from RefSeq and is a predicted model, not a curated record.